Leptosia nina is the source of this 453-nucleotide messenger RNA. The record is from the annotation of a GenBank genome assembly. Lineage: Eukaryota; Metazoa; Arthropoda; Insecta; Lepidoptera; Pieridae.
AUGAGCGUGCAUUGGGCUGGUCGCCCUCUCCGCGACGGAUGCUCGCGCUGCCGGAACGGAACGGCGGAAGGGGUAGCAGCGAGCGAGGAUUAUCAGCAAAGGGAGAAUUACAUCAGCUCUUCAGCGAUUAUAAAUAGCGAGUCCCUUAAGGCGCGGGCGCAAGUUUCCGGGCUGGAAGUGUGCCGCUUCCGCCGCGAGCGGUCGUUGACGCGUGCAUUGUGGCUGCCACAUUCCCCGCCGGCGUCGACGACGUUUUUAAAUAGAGGACCGAUUACGAGCGUCUGGCUGCGGCGCCGGGCACAUGACCGCGCGAAAGUGCAGCGCCCCCCGCGUCACGGGCUAUUUCCAAUGUCGCCUCCGCGGCCCGGACCGGCAGCACGCUCCCGGACCUCUCUUACGAUCUAUUUAACUAACAAUCAUCUAUGGCACGCUGGACCCAAACGGCACGGCUGA